AUCGCCAGUAGCUGCAACCCUAGAACCGUGCAUCCUUGGGGAAAACCCUUGCAGGGGAAAAACCCAAGGCGGCUAGAACGCUACUCUAUAGACGAGGCAACCGCCCCGUUCCAUGCGGUUUUUGUCACGUGGUCUCAGCCAGUGAGACAGAUUGUCAAAGCCUGGUGGUGUUCCAGGCAGCAGCCGAGGCCGCAAAGAAGAAGAAGGUCUCUGGGCAGUACGCGACUGCAGAGAUCGGUCAAGCAGCUUCCGAGCUGCAAAAAGGGCAACGAACCAUGUGGGGUCCGUGCGUCAAGGUCGAGGGCACCAGAGGGCCCAGAAAGUCGAGCAGCCGAAGGCUGUUUGUGUUGUUCGGGCAGCUAAAGCUGCUGUAGUCGGUCG
This is a messenger RNA of Fusarium redolens, 381 nucleotides long. RefSeq lists its product as uncharacterized. The record is from RefSeq and is a predicted model, not a curated record. The transcript is spliced from 2 exons. The annotation marks the transcript as partial. Lineage: Eukaryota; Fungi; Ascomycota; Sordariomycetes; Hypocreales; Nectriaceae.